UCGAAAUAUGAAGAAAAAGGAUAUCGAAAAGCCUUUGCUCGAUAAAAAGAGCCAAGGUAAAGAAGAUAUUUCAGAGGAUAUUGAAAAUCAGAAAACCAAGAUUGAUAAAGAACAAAAGAAAGAGAGAGGUUCCACAAAGAACAAAUGGGGUUCUGGCCAAGAUAUUAAGGAUUAUGGACUCUGGUAUUGCUUCAGCUAUACACUCCCUAUCAUUUGGAAAGGUGACUGGGUAGUCAAGAUCCAAGUUAUUGUUACCUUCCUUUUAACUUUGGCAGCUAAGUUCCUAGCUGUUGUGCACCCAAUUAUUCUUAAAUAUAUCAUUGACGCUAUGUCACUAGGUGAAGAAGCUUAUUAUUUGAUUAUUAUGUACAUUGUUGUAAGAUUCGCAGCUGAAGUUUGCCAGCUCAGUAGAGAGAUCUCAUUUGCUUCAGUGUCAGCCUCUGCUGAAAUUUACAUGGCUAGCAAGGUCUACAAUCAUGUACAAAAUCAGAGUUUGAACUUCCAUUUGUCCAGAGAAACCGGAAAAAUUAUUAGGAUUUGUUCAAAAGGAUCUCAGUCAUUCGCCUCUAUCUUAAGAUACAGUGUGUUCUUAAUAGGACCACUGUUUCUCGAGAUUACUCUUGUGGUAAUCUCAUGUGCAUUCGUAUUCCCAUUCUACUUUUUCCUCCUUGUCAUAUUGUGUGUCGUCUCAUAUAUUUUGGAUACAUACUUUGUUACAGAGUGGAGAGCAAAGUACUUCAGAAGAUUGAACAUCAAGGAUAAUGCUUAUGUACAGAAGGCCACAGACUCCCUUUUAAACUUUGAAACCGUCAAAUACUUUAAUGCUGAGGAGCAUGAAGCUCAGAGAUAUAUGGGAGCCCUUCAAGAGUACAAGAUCGAGAAUGUGUCAACCACCAACUCAAUGGUGGUCCUGAACAUCUCUCAGAGUUUCUUCCUCUUCCUUGGGCUUCUGCUGAAUUUGAGUCUUGCUGCAUACAUGGUAGAUACAGGAGUCUUCAAAGUUGGAGAUUUUGUGUUGCUGAACACCUAUAUCUUACAGGUAUAUGCUCCUUUGUUCUACCUAGGAAAUUUCUUGAGAUGGAUCAAGCAAGCCAUGAUCGAUAUUGAGCAGAUCUUUGAGAUUCUCGAGAUUGAUGACACUAUCAAAGAAGAUCCACACCCUCAAAGAGCAAUCAAAGGUGACGGAAGAAUUGAGUUCAAGAAUGUAUCAUUUGCUUAUGAGAAGGACACUGAAAGAAUGAUUAUCGAUAAUCUUAGCUUUACUGUAGAGCCUGGAAAGUCAGUUGCCCUAGUAGGAGCCACUGGUGCUGGAAAAUCCACUAUUAUGAGACUUUUGUACAGAUUCUAUGAGACAAGAGAAGGCCAAAUCCUCAUAGAUGGCCAGGAUAUUAGAAGACUUACUGUCUAUGAACUGAGACAGAAAAUAGGUAUUGUUCCCCAGGACACAGUUCUUUUUAAUGACACUCUAAAGUAUAACCUUGCUUAUGGAGGAGUGAGUGAUCCUAAGUUCAAGCAAUUGAUGGAAGAUCCUGACAGAGAAGAAGAAUUGCUCAUCAAACUUCGUGACGUUGCAAAUAAAGCACAAAUCUUAGAUUUCAUUCGAGGAAAGGAAAAACAGUUCGAAGAAGUCGUAGGUGAAAGAGGACUUAAGCUAUCUGGAGGAGAGAAGCAAAGAGUUGCCAUAGCUAGAGCCUUACUAAAGAAGACACCGAUCAUGCUUUUUGAUGAAGCCACAUCUGCUCUCGAUACUGUUACUGAGAAGGAAAUCCAGGGAGCUAUUAAUGAUGCUUCUAAGGGCGUAACCUCCUUGAUGAUUGCUCACAGACUUUCUACUAUUAAGAAAUGUGAUAACAUUAUCGUUCUCAAGAACGGUGUUAUUUGUGAGCAAGGCAAUCAUAACACCCUCCUGGCAAAGGAAGGUGAAUACAAGACCUUGUGGGAUAAGCAGACCCAGAAGGAAAAGAUCGAAAAGGAAGAAAAGGAGGACAUCAAGAGAAGAGAAGAAGAGAGAGCUGAGAUCCUCCAAAAUAGAGCCUCUUUGAGAAAGAAGAAGAGCUCUAUGAACUUCAUCAACGCCCAGAAAAAGAAUCAAUCUGCUAUCUAA
Molecule: messenger RNA, 2104 nt
Organism: Moneuplotes crassus
Lineage: Eukaryota; Ciliophora; Spirotrichea; Euplotida; Euplotidae
Source: the annotation of a GenBank genome assembly